Kickxella alabastrina is the source of this 1281-nucleotide messenger RNA. RefSeq lists its product as uncharacterized. NCBI's taxonomy places the organism in Eukaryota, Fungi, Kickxellomycota, Kickxellomycetes, Kickxellales, Kickxellaceae. The transcript has a single exon. The annotation marks the transcript as partial. The record is from RefSeq and is a predicted model, not a curated record.
CUGCUGUUCAUCCUGGCUAUCGUCUCAGUCUACCUUCCCCCAUUGCUGACCAUGAGUUCAUAGAUCCUGAGGGUGGCAUGUAUGAGGGUAGGCCCAUAUGAGGGUGGCUUUUAUAACCACGACCUGCAUGAGCACAACCAGUGUGGCUUUGGUGGCUGCACUGGUGGAUUCCGCUUUACUGCUAGCAAUCUGUUCCCCAGCUCACAGUCCAUUGGCCCAGGCUUCAAGCACACCUCUGGGCUCCCUGAUCUGAGCUUCAUCACUGGCGGCAAUACAAUGCCUUGUGGUAUGUUUCCUGGCUAGGCAUGUGGUCUAGCUGUCCAGCCUUUGCCUUUGCCUCAGCUAAUACCUCAGUCCCUGUCCCUGUCCCAGUCCCAGUCCCUGUCCCAGUCCCAGUCCCUGUCCCAGUCCCAGUCCCUGUCCCUGUCCCAGUCCCUGUCCCAGUCCCUGUCCCUGUCCCAGUCCCAGUCCCAGCCCCAGUCCCUGUCCCUGUCCCAGUCCCUGUCCCAGUCCCUGUCCCUGUCCCUGUCCCAGUCCCUGUCCCUGUCCCAGUCCCAGUCCCAGUCCCAGUCCCUGUCCCAGUCCCAGUCCCAGUCCCUGUCCCAGUCCCUGUCCCAGUCCCAGUCCCAGUCCCUGUCCCAGUCCCUGUCCCAGUCCCUGUCCCUGUCCCUGUCCCUGUCCCAGUCCCUGUCCCUGUCCCAGUCCCAGUCCCAGUCCCUGUCCCUGUCCCAGUCCCUGUCCCAGUCCCUGUCCCAGUCCCUGUCCCAGUCCCUGUCCCUGUCCCAGUCCCAGUCCCUGUCCCAGUCCCAGUCCCUGUCCCAGUCCCAGUCCCAGUCCCUGUCCCUGUCCCUGUCCCAGUCCCAGUCCCAGUCCCUGUCCCUGUCCCUGUCCCUGUCCCUGUCCCAGUCCCUGUCCCAGUCCCAGUCCCAGUCCCAGUCCAUCAAGCUUCAGCCUGUCAAGCUUCAGCCCAAAUAUCUCAGCCCAAAUAUCUCAGCCCAAAUAUCUCAGCCCAAAUAUCUCAGACCAAAUAUCUCAGCCCAAUCCUCAGACCAAAUAUCUCAGCCCAAUCCUCAGCCCAAUCCUCAGCCCAAAUAUCUCAGCCCAAAUAUCUCAGACCAAAUAUCUCAGCCCAAUCCUCAGCCCAAAUAUCUCAGCCCAAAUAUCUCAGCCCAAAUAUCUCAGCCCAAUCCUCAGACCAAAUAUCUCAGCCCAAUCCUCAGACCAAAUAUCUCAGCCCAAUCCUCAGCCCAAAUAUCUCAGCCCAAAUAUCUCAGACCAAAU